AUGGCAAGAGUUGAUUCAAGACCAGAUACCAAACUUCUUCCUCCAAAUGUGCGUGCCAUCCAAGGCUCGAUUCCCCAGUCCAUGCUCGGCUGGCUCCGCGAAACCUCAAGCGAGGCCCCCAUUGAAGAGAUUCGUCGUCGCCUGUUUGAGGAUGAGUAUGUCUUUGUCAAGGGUCUCCUACCACGAGAUGACGUUCUGAAGACGCGAGAACACUACUUUUCCCAGUUCAAAUCCCUGGGCCUGCAGAAGCCAGACACAGAUCCAAUGGACGGCAUCUACAACAUGGCCGAAGACAUCUCGUUGCACAAUGGCAUUGGUGGUGGAGGUCCAAUAGGUACCGAGGAACUGCAGCGUCUUGUAAAAGCCCAUGUGCAGCAGUCCUACCUGGAUUUCGUGGCGCACCCCAAGUUGCGUGAAAUGGUCCGCAUUAUCAUGGGUUGGGAAGAAGAAAUCCUCGCCAAGAGAACCAUGCUUCGGCACAAUAUCCCCGGUGGUCAAAGCACUGGCGUUCAUUACGACAAGCUCUUCCUUCGCGGAGGUGAUGCCUUCUUCUUGACCGCUUGGGUGCCCAUCGGGAACGUCACGGCCACAGGAGGAGGUCUUGUUUAUCUGGAAGGCAGCACCAAUCUCGGCAAGGCCAUCGAGGAUGAUUUCAAAGUAUGCGCGAAAGACUUCACUCUCGAGGAAAAGGUCUCGGCAUUCAAUCGCAACAUGUCCGCCGCGGGCGUCCUCUCGAUGGAUCCAAUGGUUUUCCAGCAAGAUCAUGAGCACCUCGCUAAGCAAACGAAAUUCCGUUGGCUUGUUGCUGAUUUCGAGGCUGGCGAUGUGGUCUUCCAUUUGCCAUAG
Cladophialophora psammophila CBS 110553 is the source of this 846-nucleotide messenger RNA. RefSeq lists its product as uncharacterized. Bases 1 to 846 code for a protein of 281 amino acids. Lineage: Eukaryota; Fungi; Ascomycota; Eurotiomycetes; Chaetothyriales; Herpotrichiellaceae. The record is from RefSeq and is a predicted model, not a curated record. The transcript has a single exon.